AUGGCUGAGCCAGUGAUUCCUAACGGGCAGAAGCCUGUUUUAGAGGUUCGUACGACAAUAGACAACGAAGAAGACAAUAAGGAACCAAACAACAGUAAUGUCAUUCUUAUUCAUGGAAUCUAUGGGACAAGUCUAGAUUCGUGGACAAGAGGGUCCAACACGAUAUGGAUCAACAAAGCAUUCGCCGAUGUUUCAGCAAGAAUGGGACGCAUCAUGUCCUACGGUUACCACACAGAUGUUGAGAAAGGCAGAUACUAUUCACCAUAUGGUAUCUAUCAAGAAGCAGAGGCGCUUUUGGAAGCCCUCCGAGAACUUCGGACUCCCAAAAUAAAGUGUUUCUUUGGGUAUCCGCACAGAUAUCCUUCGAUCAAUCUCCUGGAAGAGUCUGUGUUGCGUUUACUAGACCAAAAGCGUCAGCUCUGGUCCGGCAACAUGGUCUGGUACGCCAAAUGCCUCACAAAGACGAUUGUGAAAGUGAACGAUGCGUUUCUUGGAACUCAGAUGCUCACCCAGGCCAACUUUGUCAACGUGGUUUCUAAUCUCCACCUAGAACCGUCACAACAGAUAUUUCCUCUUUCUAUGUCUACCAUGGCAACCCCAUUUGAGCGAGUGGUGAAGAUGGAGAAACCAAACUGUGACCUCAUCUUGGCCGGAGAAGAUGGGUCCCAUCCUGUCAAUGAUGUCUCUUACUCAGACUGGCUUAUGGGUGACUUGAAUGACGAACAGCGUGUGGCCCUUCGUAAAGUUAUAAACCAAGCGUCGCCUGUAUUGCCAUAUCUCCAGGCCGAUGAAGACUGGCAACAUCCAGACCUUCUAGACUUACCAGAGCGAGCAGAAACUAUCAUCGUGCAUAUGAGAUGUUCUUCCGGUGCCGAGGCAGCAACCGAGAACGCCAGUUUCUUUCUAAACAACAGAAGCGGCACAUAUCAUCCUCUACUGUACAUGAAGUUCGAUGCUCAUGAUAUUCGAUUCAACACCUGUGAAGCUAUGUUGCGGACAUUCAUUGCUCGUAUUUCAUGCAACAGACUGCAGACUGAAAACACGGUAUCAAGAACAAUGGACACUCUUAUCACUUUCGAAGCUUUGCACCGAGUUACUCUGUUCAAUGAGGCAGAGAGACUACAAAGCAUAGAAGAUAUAGAGAUGGGUAUUCAAGUCCUGGGGUGUUUUGAUGAGUGCGAUGACUCUUCGAUAUGGUUUCUCCGUGAAAUGCGCAAACGUCUUCUCAGAAACGAGAUGUGGAGCAAGUUGUUGAUAACCACCACAAAAGGAACUCCUGGUGAUGCAAAUAUCGUAUCUGCAUUGUCUGAAUUUCCCCCAGAAUAUGUCAGAACCAUCAAUUACGACCCCGAGGAGCCCAUACCGUUUCCUGUUGACAUGGAAGCAUCAAAACUCAUGAAAGAGCUAGGUGAAUGUGUCGGGGUCGACCUGCAUCGAGAUGUCCUCAGCAUACUCUCUAGCUGCGCGAGCGAUCAUGAUCUUUGUGGAUUGGUCCUCGAAUGGCUCGGAUCCUGCACGACUCAAAUUGCACGUAUCACGAGGCUACUGGGCAAAACCGUUACCCCAGCUCUACUUUUCGCGGAAAUACUGGAAGAUAUCGCUGAGGCACAUCGAACUUGGGCUAAGAUGCUACUGUCUUGGCUCUUGGCCUGCUACAGACCACUGAAAUGUGACGAGUUCCACCGUGUCUCUGAUACAGUGUGGACUCGAGUAGUCGAAAGCGAAGCCACUCGACCGAAUUUGGCAGAUAUUCUACAGAGCUUUCAUGGACUGAUCACUCCUGUGAACGGAGAGAUUAAAUUCAGGCAUCCUGCCACUCGUGCCUGGCUCGAAAGCCGUCACUUAGUUGUCGAUAAAGGUAUUUGGUAUGAUACAGACGAGACUGAGCGCCACGAGAUGGUACUGCGAACUUGCAUCGACUAUAUCCAAGAUGCAGCUGAGAACCCAGAUGACGCGACACUGCAUCUUCCUUACGCCAUUGAAUUCUGGCCCAAGCACUGGCAGUUAGUCGAGACCUCCGAAAAGCAAGUGGUAGACCUGUUUGAGAACGAUACAGUGUUCGAGUUCUGGGCAAACUCACUAGUUGGCCUGAAAAACACGCUUUUGAAGCCACCUCCAAAACAUAUAAAGCCCCUUCCUGUUGCAGCUCACCUGGGCUUGACGACAGUCGCAGAAACGCUUUUAAGAAGAAGCCCAGAUCAACCUGAGUCACGGGACCAGGCCUUAAUUGAGGCUUGCAGAGCAGGCCAUGUUGCUGUCAUUCGACUUUUGAAUCUACACGAAGCCGCGAGAGUUGCUGGCAACUCAUACAACAGCGAAGCUCUGAGAGAAAUCGUCAACGGUCUACCCGAGCCCCCAAAGACUGCCUCAGUGCAGGAAUGCACGAGACACGAGUUUGAAGCGAACUCCAAGCCCACAAAGAGUCAAGAGAAGAACGAUCAGCAAGAUAACUCAUCGGACGGAGCGAUGAAGGGCGAACAAGAGGUUAAAGACAUGAAAUCUGAAGAGCAUGUAUCCGGGCCACUCGACUGGCUUGUGAUGCCGAUGAACAGAGCGGUCAAGUCAGGGAUGGACGAUGUUGUCACUAGACUACUCCAGCUUGGAGUGGACCCUAACCCCCCAAAGGGCAUAACCCCCUACGGCAACAGCUUCAUCUACACAGCAGCCAACACCUCCAAUAUAAGCUGCGCAAAACUCCUCAUCGAAGCGGGAGCGAACCCAGCUGCAAGAAACGACCAAGGUUAUACUCCAUUGCACACCGCUAUUGACUGGGCUUCUGGCGAGACAGUCGAGUUCUUACUUGAGCAUGGCGCUAGUAUCGAGGAUGAAGACCCAGAGAACCGCAGAGCUUUGGACAUGGCUGCUUCAUGGGGCUCUUUCACGGCAUUGGAGAUCAUACUACAGCAAAAGGACGAGGUAGAACGCUUGGAGCAUCAUCCAGAUCGAUACCCAGUAAAUCAGGCGGCUGAAUCUGGUCAUAAUAAAUGUCUCGAGAUUCUUCUCCGACAUGGCUUCAGUCCUAACAUUGUCACAUCAACAGGAGAAACCGCCUUGAGAUCUGCCAUUCAAGCUGGAAGAAUUGACCUUUGUAAGAUAUUACUGGACAAUAAAGCUGAUCCAGAUCUGACACCGGAAAAUGCGAAUACACCUCUUAUACAGGCAAUCUCCAUGGGCGAUCUCGGCAUGGUUAAGCUACUCAUCGAACACGGGGCCACAAUAGACAAGCGUGAAGCACCGCCAGAUGAAGGGUGGUCACGAACGCCGCUGAACGUGGCCGCCGACUGGAGUCAACCAGAUAUCUUUCAAUAUUUACUUGAAAAGGGGGCAGAUCCCAAUGCCCGCGACUCAGACGACAUACCAGUGAUAGGCGCUGCAGUAGACGGUGGACACACGAACAUGGUGAAAUGGCUAGUAGAGGCGAGUGCCGAAGUGAAUGCCACCUACUUCGAGGCCAAAUCGACGCCACUUCAUGAAGCUACAGCCUAUCCUGAAAUGGUUCGUCUUCUGCUCCAGCAUGGUGCGGAUAUCAGCAAGGUCAAUGCGUAUUCGAGAACAGCCUUGAACUACGCCAUCUGUGCGAAUAGCCUGGCCGCUGUUCAGAUUAUGCUUGAGGAGACCAAGGCCAAGUUUGAUCUUGGUGCAGCCAACAUCGAACCAGACCUACGCGCGGCAGUUAGUUCUGGGUGGACCGAGGUUGUUGAGGCACUACUUGAAGCUGGAGCAGACAUUAACGCCAUUGAUGAGGAAAAUAAAUCACUCUUGGCAUGUGCUAUGACAAAAGGUGCAUCAAUUGACAUGAUUCGCAAGGUUCUUGAAUACAAUCCCGAUCUGGAGCUGAAGGACAACAAGCAGAAUACGGCACUUCAUUGUAUCAACACUUCGACAAGUCUCGAUACCGUCCGACUUGUCGUCAACGCUGGUGGAAAACUCAAUGUCUUGAACUCCGAGAAUGAGACACCACUGAUCUACGCUAUCCGAGCUCAGCUUGAUGAUGUCUUUUCUUAUAUGCUGAGAAAGGAGCCUGCGCUGCUGAAUGGGUCCGUGGCAUUGUCUAAGCAAUCAGUUACACCCCUCCACGAGGCAUGCAGAGCAGGUACACUGGCCAUGGUUCGAUCAUUGAUUGAGCAUCAGGUGGAAGUCAACUCGACCUGUAAAGAUGUCUACGGAACCCCUUUGAUCGCAGCGACCCUUCGAAGCGAUGUUGCAUCAUCUGGUCUAGCAAGUGAGAUCAUCGCUCUACUUCUUGUGAAUGGAGCCGAUCCAAAAGUCCCAGCUGGGCUAUUCCGAUAUCCACUCAUCUCAGCAUGUCUGGCCUGUCCUAAUGAUACAAUGAAGCUACUCCUGAACUCUGACGCUUCACCCCUCGACCAAGACUCCUUAACUCGCAAGCCGGUUCACUUGUCCUGUUACAACUCCCUUGACGUUCUCAACCUCCUGGAAAUCCCAGACUCGGACUUUUCAGCCAGGGAUAUAGUUGGUAGAGUCCCUCUACACUAUGCUGUAAUGAGAGGAGAUGUGGAGUUAGUGCAAGCGGUUCUCGAGCGUUCUAAGCGAGCUGGCAUUGAUAUCGAUGUUAAAGACGACGACGGGUGGACACCACUUCUCUGGGCUUUUCGCGUAUCUCCCAUCUGGAAUCAUCAGCUUGUAGAUCCUGUUUCAACUCUUCAAGUGGUCUCACUUUUAGUGAAGAAUGGUGCCGACAUUAACGCAAAGGGGCAUGGAAGCGGUAAAGACUGGACGUUCCAUGAUGUGGCCUACUAUCACCACGCUGAAAGUAUCGAAAUGCUCCUAGAUCAAAAGUCUGCAGCAAGCCAAGGAAAUAGUCCAGCGAAAAAGCGAGGUAGUCUUCCAGUGCCCCCAGGUGACGAGAGCUGGUUCUGUCAUUGCUGUUUGCUCGAAAGCCACGGUAUCUAUUUCAAGUGCUCAUCGUGCCACGACUUUACCCUGUGCUAUAAAUGUCACUGGUCUUCUUCCAAGACACAUCCUGAUCAUUCAUCGUACAUUCGACACGGGAGCGAGUGGUAUGACGACAGCACGUCAGAGCAAGAGAAGAUCAGCGAGAUGGGUAUAGACGAUGGUGGUAGGGAUGAAGAUGUGCUAUUGGAUCGUGAAGAGAUUCUGUAUGAAGAUUUUGAUAGUGAGAUGUCAGAUGAGACAUCGGAGCACUAG
Messenger RNA from Fusarium oxysporum Fo47, 5169 nucleotides. Its product is annotated as ankyrin repeat-containing domain protein. The transcript is spliced from 9 exons. The record is from RefSeq and is a predicted model, not a curated record. NCBI's taxonomy places the organism in Eukaryota, Fungi, Ascomycota, Sordariomycetes, Hypocreales, Nectriaceae. Bases 1 to 5169 code for a protein of 1722 amino acids. Gene Ontology annotation, molecular function: protein binding.